AUGGCAGAACAAGCUGGCCCCCAAUCAGCAGGUACUUCAGAUGGCACAUUCAAGGGCUUCGAAAGAUGUCUGCCCGAGAACUGUGUCGAGUACAUGCUGUUCAUCAUUGACAGCCAACUCCAGCCCCAGCAGAUAUUCUCGCGCCUGGAAACUGUACGGAAGGCCGCUGUGCAGCUCUCGAGCCAGCUCACAAGUGAAUAUAUAUGGCAGCGUGAUGCCUUCGGUCUCGAGGUCACAACCGACAAAGGCCUGGUCUAUCUGCACGGCAUCACCGACUAUGGAGAUUCGAUAGAGGAUGAAUGGCUCAUUGUCUACAUACUUCGCGAGCUGACUCAAAAGUUUCCCGACCUGUGGGUGCGGGUUUCCGAUAGCGAUGGCGAGUUCCUGCUUGUUGAGGCUGCCAAUGUGCUACCAAAGUGGUUGAGCCCGGAGAACGAUGCCAACAGGGCGUGGGUACACGGCGGCCAAUUGCGCAUCAUACCUCUUACCCUAGAUGUUCGCUCAAACCCUGAGAAGAACAUGAUGCUCUCCGAGGCAGUCGGUAUUCUCCAAUCCGCUGCUCACACACUCAUACACUCGCCCUUUGUGGAGGCUGAGGCUUUCUACCGACUCGAAAAGUAUCCCGCCCAAAUCCAGGACUCUAUACACCACGCCGUAGUCUCAGUGCCGAGGCGACUCGCAUAUUUGAUCCAUGAGGUUCCAAAGGCCAUUGCGCCGGCUGUGGAGGCAUUCUACCUCAGAGAUCCCAUCGCCAUGAAACCCUUAACGUCAUCUUCUGCCGACUUACUUAUCUUUCCGCCGAGGGACUUCGUUGAUAUGAGCGUCAAAUUCACAAAGGUUCUUUACGCACAGCUGAAGUCUCAGGUCUUUCCGGCUCCUUCUUCCUGGAAUGACGUUUUUGUGUCUUCAGAGAGGCAAGCAGCCGCCGACGGCAGCAGCGCCGCCCAAAAGAAGCACGCAAUGCUUGAGCUAGGCAUGAAGGUCACUUGCGGGUUUGAGAUGCUGGCAAAAACCACAGCCAAGAAUAAUAAUCGUGCGGUCCGGGAAAUUGCCCUCCUACUAGAAGACUUGGCCGAGGAUGGAGACUCGGUCCUCCCCAAGGAUGCUGACAUCGCAUCUUGGAAGGACUGCACGCGCGAUGACGACGAUUCAUGGAUGGACAUAGACUUUCAAGAUUUUGAUAAGGAGCUUGACGGCAGGAGAGACACCCCAAAGGCGGGCGCUUUCGGUGACGCCAGUGCUCAUGCUGAUCUUCGAAGGAUCGUAUCGCGCUUCGAGGCGUUCCUAAAUGACGAUAGCGCGGGCCUUGACGGAGCCGAACAUGAUGAGAUGGAUGAGGAUGAUGAGGACGAAGACGACGAAGACUACGAAGAGGAUACCGACAGCGAGGAUCGUGAAAUCAGCUUUGAUGAGGAAGAAUUUGCUCGCAUGAUGCGUGAGAUGAUGGGGCUGCCGGUGGACGCCAACAAGGCCGCGCAUGGGCGCAACAGGAAGGCAUCCGUGGCAGAUGUGCCAGAGGUUGAUCGUGAAGAUGAAGAAAUUAUGCAAUUAUCAAAGCAGAUGGAGUUAGAAUUGAACGAGCACGGGGCGCUGGCUUUGGACCCCAGGCCGGAGGACUCCAGGGCUCUCAAAGACAAGGGCAAGAACAGGGCGGGAGCAGCGUCGGGGAAGACAACCCUUGGUGGCAUUGAUGACGAUAGCGAGUCCGACGAAGUUGACAUCGACUAUAACCUGGCAAAGAACAUCCUGGAGAGCUUCAAAGGCCAGGCUGGUAUGGCUGGGCCCGUCGGAACAAUGCUCGCCGGCAUGGGCAUUCGGCUACCUCGUGACGAAGGUGAGGAUGAACAAAGUCAUCCUUAG
This is a messenger RNA of Diaporthe amygdali, 1860 nucleotides long. RefSeq lists its product as uncharacterized. Gene Ontology annotation, cellular component: nucleus. Lineage: Eukaryota; Fungi; Ascomycota; Sordariomycetes; Diaporthales; Diaporthaceae. Bases 1 to 1860 code for a protein of 619 amino acids. The transcript is spliced from 2 exons. The record is from RefSeq and is a predicted model, not a curated record.